AUGGUUCUUCAGCCUCUCGAAUUCGCCGAUUGUUUAGCAGAUAGUCCAUGGUUUAGGCAGAAUCUUCACGAACAUGAAGUUAUUUUAGAGGAAACACAUAAAAAUAUUAAAACUAUCGAGCUUUUAUGUCGCGAUUUGGUUCAGUGUACUCGAAAAUUAUCGGCAGUACAACGCGCUUUCGCCAAGUCUUUAAAAGAAUUCAAAUUUACUGUUGUUGGGAAUAAUCAAACCGAUGAUGAACGUAAAAUAAGUGAAUGUCUAAGCAAAUUUGCUGAUUUUGUAAAUCAGAUUGAAGAUCAUCGUGAGAAAAUCGUAGAAGAUUCAGAGACCCACUAUAUUGAACCUUUAAAGAAAUUUAGAAUCGAUGUUGUUGGUCGGGUAUUGCAUGAAGAUAAAAAGAGAUAUGAAAAAGAAUCGAAUAAAUUUUAUGCAUCCCUCGAAAAACAUCUUCAUCUUUCCACAGCACGAAAAAAUGAUUUCAAGGAAGCAGACGCACAACUUGAUAUACAACAACGAAAUUUUUGGAAGUCUUCAUUAGAUUAUGUCACAGCUAUUCAGUCUGCUCAGGAGCGACUUAAAUUUGAAUUUGUGGAAACACUGAGCUCUUUUUUGUAUAGCUGGUUGACUUUUUAUCACGUUGGUAUGUUUAAUAUAUAUUUUGGUUUUAUAGUUUUUCUCGUCUUUCAAACGCAAAAUUUGUCAUCAGAAAAUCAACCAGGUAGUAAUCUUACUAGUAUCAAGCAAGGCUAUGUUUUCGUUCAAGAAAAAAGCAAAAUCCCCAAAACAAUUGGGCGUGAUGUGCUUUCCAGUCGUUGGACUAUGUAUUAUUGUGUGUACCAGAAAGAAACUCGCAUCUUCACCAUGAUUCCUUCAAAUAGCUCGACAAAAACAGAUAUGCGGGGAGCGUUGGGUCAAUCUGUUUCUUUUAAAGUUAAAUCUUGCACACGUCGUGCAUCGGAUACUAUUGACAAACGCUUUUGUUUUGACAUUUUGGCCGUAAAUCGAACAGAGUCCCUAACUUUGCAAGCACUAUCCGAAGAGGAUCGCAGACAAUGGCUUGAUGCAAUGGAUGGACGAGAGCCGUAUUCUUUUAAAAUUUUAGCUGUUUUGGAUGAUAUGGGGUUCGAUUUUAUUGGCAAAUGUUUAGAAAUAAUUGAACAGAAAGGCAUCUCAGAACAAGGUCUGUAUAGGAAUUGUGGAGUUUCAUCUAAAGUUCAGAAAUUAUUGCAAAGUGGUCUAGAUAAGCGUAAAAUUAUUAGGAAAGCAAGUACUAUAGAUGAUGUUGAAUGGGAAAUAAAGACAGUCUCCAGCGCUGUAAAGACUUAUUUGAGAAAUCUCCCAGAGCCACUUAUGACAUUCGACUUGCACAAUAAUUUUUUAAAUGCAGCGAAAAUGGAUUCUGUGAAGCGUAUUUCUCAUAUACAUUAUUAUGUUUAUCAAUUGCCAAAAAUGCACUUUGCCAUGUUGAAAAUGAUUAUAAUGCACUUAAAAAAAGUGGCAGAUCAUUCAGACGAAAAUUUAAUGACAAUCGGAAAUCUCGGAGUUUGCUUUGGUCCCACGCUAUUGCGGCCUAAGGAAGAAACUAUGGCUGCAAUUAUGGAUAUCAAGUUUUGCAAUGUAGUAGUCGAAGUUCUUAUAACUAAUUGUGAUCUGAAAUGUUUGGAAGAUUAUGCUAAUUAUUAUAAAGCCGGUGUUACUGUUAAUGGGUUAGGAGUAAAUGAAGGCAGCGGACAUUUACUGGAUUUUAGAAUAGAAAACAACAAUAGAAUCAUUGGAAAUAUUAAGAGAGCUCGGCGAGUCAAAACUUUGUACGUUUGUAUAGCUGGUCAUGAUACAGAAUUAUCGUUUCAACCAGGGCAGAUUAUUACUAAUGUCUAUGAAUCGAAGGAAGAGGGAUGGCUGGUUGGAACACUUAAUGGUAAAACGGGUCUUAUUCCGGCAAAUUAUGUCGAGCCACUGCCCUAA
Dracunculus medinensis (Guinea worm) is the source of this 1965-nucleotide messenger RNA. Lineage: Eukaryota; Metazoa; Nematoda; Chromadorea; Rhabditida; Dracunculidae. The record is from the annotation of a GenBank genome assembly.